ACAACCUGGAGAGCUUCUUACAUCAGCACUCUUUGUCUGUCAGCUCCACUCUCCACAUCUGUCAUAUUUGUCAUCCUCUGAAGAACUGAAGAACAGCUCCAGCAUGAAUCUCUUCUGUUUCUCUCUGGAGGGCUCCAUGGACAGUCUGUAUGAGGUGGUGAGGGACGGUGGAGAGAUGCAUGUCUACACCAUCCCCAGCAGAUCCAGCAGCUCGGCUGGCCUUCUAAACCACAGCGCUCAGUGUACAAGAGCCACGUCUGUGGAUAUUUCACAAAUCAACUCCACUAAUUCCAAGAAGAAGAAAAGCAGGCAAUUCCUGAACUCUAUCUCUGAAAACAAUGCUUUGGUCAGGAGCAUGAAGCAAGCUGAUUUCUGUAGCAAGAAAGAAAAACACCAUCACACAUACUCUAACCAGAGAGAAAACGAGCUUCCUGUGCAGAAGGGUUGCAGUGAUGCGUGGAGUCUGCAAGAGCAGCAGAUAAUGUCUCAGACAGAGGUAGGAGAUGUACCAGGAAACAUAAAAACGACACAGAAAUCUCAGCAUGGCAGACAUGAGACAGGAACAUCAGCUACAAUAAAUGCUAACUCACCAAGCAUGGUGCCAGUUGGAGAUAGACACGCCAUCCCACUUUUCCAGGAAAAUUCCAGUCUUUUCAUGAGACAGAGACAGAUCCGUGACCGCUGGAGUAACCCUACAGACCAUUUCCAGGCCUGGACACCAAACCAGCACAUUUGCCGUCGACCGCUCACUGAGUACCACAUCCAUACCCAGGAUUUCACCUUAAACAGUGCGGCUGAUGGUCAAAGCUGGAAUAAAGUGUCCUCACCUCCGGGAAUAGUGCGCUCCAUCACCAGCAUGGAUCUGCGUGCCACUGACGUAAGUGGUAACUUCUGUACAAGACUAAUUAUGUUUACGCGCUUGUCUCCAAAUAGUCUUUUAAAAAAAAGUAAGGCCAUGCUUCAAAGGGCAGCUUCAAACGUCUCAGACAAACCUAAAAACAUCAAACCAAAGAGAUCCACCAGUUUUGGAAAGUUUGACAGCUUCAGGUAUCCGCACUCACCUGCCAGGCUUGAGGAAGAUGGAACAACUCAGGCUGAGGGUGAGUCAGGAGUGGAGAGGAAAGACAAGCAGCACAGUUUGGGGAAAAAGAUGAAGGCAAUCGCACUGACUAUGAGGAGAGGCAAGAAGCAUGUCAAGUCCUGUUCUGAGGAUGCGGGUGACGACACAGACCGAGAAACAGAAGGAGGUACAGAAAGCAGCUCUCAGCUGGGGAAAACUCCAAACCACUCGAGUAACCCGUUAGAAAGUCUUUCCAAUGGACAGAGCUCUUCCAGUGCCAUUACCAGCAGCUUGGACGUGUCCAGUAACCGAGACAGCCUGAGGUUGGAUGAGGACGUGUCCUACACAGGGCCGUUUUGUGGACGAGCCCGAGUGCACACAGACUUCGUCCCCAGUCCGUAUGACACGGACUCGCUCAAGCUCAAGGUCGGCGAUAUUAUCAAUAUCAUAAGCAAACCCCCUAUGGGAAUAUGGACAGGCAUGCUGAACAAUAAAGUAGGAAAUUUCAAGUUUAUCUAUGUGAAUGUGCUGCCUGAGAAUGAAAAAGAUGAAGAAGAAGAGGAGGAGAAGGAGGAGGAAGAGGCUCUUAAGAUCAGGCCUCAAAGACUGUCCAAAAGACCUCGACCCAAAACACUACAGGAAUUACUAGAAAGGUUGCAUUUAGAGGAACACGCCUCGACUUUGCACUUGAAUGGCUACCAGUCAGUGGAUGACCUGAAGCACUUGAAAGAGAAGCAUCUGAUUGAGCUGAACAUCACAGAUCCUGAGCACAGACGCAAACUACUCGCUGCCUCAGAGGUCAUCUAUGACAUGGGCCGGGGCGAGCCGGACGAGGGGAAGGGUGAGGAGGACGACGACGACGAGGAGGAGGCGAGCGACUGUCCUCGAGACUCGGGCUGUUUCAUCCCAAAGGAGUGUGCAGACACGAGCAGAGAGGACGCCGACAUUCAUUAACGUCUCUCCUCUCUGAAUUGAUCUAUGAGGAUUUAUAACUACUCACAAAUUCAAAUAUUUACAUGUAACAUUUGUCUGUGGGUUUGUAGCACUAGAUCUAUGUUAAAAUAUCUGCUGACUUUUGUAUUUAUACAUGACAUACUCAUUUCUUUUUCUGUUGGUCUCUUUGUAUUAAUAUAAACCUGCUGUGUAUAUAUAUAUAGUCCUACUUUUUAAUGCACUGUAAGAAUUAAUAAAUUAUUUGUUUGA
This is a messenger RNA of Pangasianodon hypophthalmus (striped catfish), 2263 nucleotides long. RefSeq names its product SAM domain, SH3 domain and nuclear localisation signals 1a (gene samsn1a). NCBI's taxonomy places the organism in Eukaryota, Metazoa, Chordata, Actinopteri, Siluriformes, Pangasiidae. The record is from RefSeq and is a predicted model, not a curated record. The coding region runs from base 104 to 2014 and encodes 636 amino acids. The transcript has 16 exons. Gene Ontology annotation, molecular function: protein binding.